GUAGGUUGAGUAAGAGGGAAUGCGGUCAGAGGCCCAGUGAGGAUACACAGAGAGAGAGAGAGAGAGAGAGAGAGAGAUCAUCCAACUGCUCGGCUGUGAAUACGACAGAAUAAGAGACGGACAGCAACAAGCGCUCACUGCCAUAACACUUCCAUCGCUCUGGUUUUCUGGAGGAUCUUCUUCUUGAGGAUCUUCUGGGAUUCAGUCUUCGCUCCGUCAGAUGUGAGAUACGCAGUUGUGCAACAGCUGGAAGAGUUUUGAACAGCUUCAAUGCGACUCCGCGGGUCUGCGGGCCACCGGAAGGAGACGGGGGAGGUGGGGGGGGAGGCGCCGGGAGGCCACGGAGGGGCUCCGGUGCUGCGGAGGGGGGAGGAGAGGGAGAAAGCAAAAGAGCAAAGGAGAAGAGGAGAGAUGGCUGCGGGAGAAAUCACCACUCUCCCGGCCUCUCCCGACGACGGGGCCAGCGGAGGAUUUCCCACGGCCAACUUCAAGGAACCCAAACGAUUGUACUGCAAAAACGGAGGUUACUUUCUGCGCGUAAACUCGGACGGCAGGGUGGACGGCAUCCGGGAGAAAAGGGACCCACACAUUCGGCUGCAGCUUCAGGCGACGGCUGUAGGUGAAGUGCUGAUCAAGGGAAUCUGUGCCAACCGUUAUCUGGCCAUGAGCGCUGACGGACGACUUUUCGGGACGAGAAGAGUCACAGAUGAAUGUUAUUUCUUUGAACGUCUGGAGUCCAAUAACUACAACACAUACAGAUCCCGGAAAUACUCCGACUGGUAUGUGGCUCUGAAGAGAACAGGCCAGUAUAAAUCAGGUUCUAAGACCAGUCCGGGCCAGAAGGCUGUUCUGUUCCUCCCGAUGUCUGCCAAAUGUUGAUCAAGAG
Molecule: messenger RNA, 886 nt
Organism: Triplophysa rosa
Lineage: Eukaryota; Metazoa; Chordata; Actinopteri; Cypriniformes; Nemacheilidae
Gene: fgf2
Product: fibroblast growth factor 2
Exons: 3
Coding region: 271-879 (202 amino acids)
Biological process (GO): positive regulation of cell population proliferation; positive regulation of gene expression; cell differentiation
Cellular component (GO): cytoplasm
Molecular function (GO): fibroblast growth factor receptor binding; growth factor activity
Source: RefSeq, a predicted model, not a curated record